Messenger RNA from Anolis carolinensis (green anole), 2114 nucleotides. RefSeq lists its product as uncharacterized. Lineage: Eukaryota; Metazoa; Chordata; Lepidosauria; Squamata; Anolidae. The coding region runs from base 316 to 1143 and encodes 275 amino acids. The record is from RefSeq and is a predicted model, not a curated record. Gene Ontology annotation, molecular function: nucleic acid binding; zinc ion binding. The transcript has 2 exons.
AUAGCAAACAAGAGGGAGGUUAAAGAGCAAAGAAAUGCUUUCAUGCUAUGUGUGGUAUACUGUGCCUUUAAGCCACACUCUCUGGUUGCUACAGCUGUAAUGUAAGAACUACUGAUUGCUGGGAUAUAUAGCUUUUGUGCACCCAAAGCCUCAGCAGCCUUCCUAAUGUUUGGAAUAAACUCUUUCCUACAAGACUCUGCUGGCUGUUGAGCUUCCUUCAUACGAAGAAUACUACAUGGUGUCAGAAGUGGGAUACAAACCUCUCCUGUGCUACAACCUGGAAGCUAGCGUCCCCCGAAAAAGGAGUGUUUAGACAUGGAGUCAUUUCGUCCUCCUCCUUCCCUUGCUAUGCAAGGUAAUUUGGCUGAGAACUGGAGACAGUGGGAACAGGCCUUUCAGUUGUAUCUUGCUGCAGCGGGACUUGAGAAUGUGUCAAAGAAGCGGCAGAUAGCUAUCCUGCUACAUUGUGUGGGAGAGGAAGGAGUUUCUUUAUAUAAUACAUUUGUUUUUGCCGAGGAGAACCCGAAAGAUAUUGCAGAGGUUCUGGAACAGUUUAGGACUUAUUUUUUACCUCGGAAGAACAUUGUGUUUGAAAGGUUUUGUUUCUGGAACCAUAUGCAGAGUCCUGGAGUUACAAAUGUGCAAUUUAUUGCUGAGCUAAAACUGAAAGCAGCCAGCUGUGAAUUUGGAAUGGCAGUUAAUGAGAUGAUAAGAGAUAAAGUUGUUUUUAGUUUACAGCAAGAGAAACUGAAACAAAAGUUGUUACAAGAAGCCGAUCUUACACUUGAGAAGGCCGUGGAGAUAUGCCGGGUUGAUGAGACAACGAGAGCUCAGCUGAGAACCAUGGCAAUAACAUCGGAAGAAGGAGUGUUUGAAUUACAAGACAGCCAUGGAGAAAACAAAGAGAUUAUAACUCAAGCUCUGGGAACCAGGGAGUCAAGACACAGAGACAAUUGGAAAAAUCAGAAUAAGUGUGGUUAUUGUGGUACAGCUCAUGAACCUCGGAGAUGUCCAGCAUUUGGAAAGACCUGCAACAAGUGUGGCAAGAAAAAUCAUUAUGCCAGGUUAUGCAGGUCAAGGGUGACCAAUCCUGUGAAUAUACAAGCCAGACAACACAUUCAUGAGUUGAAUGAUUCCUAUUAACGUGCGUCAAGAUCUACAAAGAGCUCAGGAAAGACAGAAACAUUUUUAUGAUCGAACAGCAAGACCCCUCAAACCACUAAGAGAGGGAGAUUUGGUAUGGAUGCAAUCCAAUAAUUGCAAAGAAAGAUGGCUUCCUGCCGUUGUGAUAGAAAAAUGUAAACAGCCUCGGUCAUAUCUAAUAAAGAAUCAGGACGUAAUAGGCGUCAAUUAAAACAACGGAACCAAACACCCGAAACUACAAUUCAAGGAAAUACAACAUAUAAUGGUUCUAAAGGGAUGUUUGUGAACAAAAGUGACGCACAUGUAAUAGCAGAUAGAAAGCCAACGUAUGUGACAUCGCAUGGCAGGCCUGUGUUUGAACCUGUAAGGUACACUCCUUAGAAGGAUGGUGCUGAAGACCAUCCUCAACGGUGGGCUAAGUACUAGUGACCUCUGGCCCCAUAGAAGACAUAUUUUCUUACCUGUCUAGUGAUGUAAUGAAGCUGCCAAGUUUUAAUGAGAGACUUUUGUAAUUUUGAUGUAUGAUUUUUUUUUAACACUUUUAUAAAAUGUAUUUUGUUUUGUCUUGUCAGAUGUGUAGUUAUUAUGUAUGAAGGGGAGAUGUGGUAUACUGUGCCUUUAAGCCACACUCUCUGGUUGCUACAGCUGUAAUGUAAGAACUACUGAUUGCUGGGAUAUAUAGCUUUUGUGCACCCAAAGCCUCAGCAGCCUUCCUAAUGUUUGGAAUAAACUCUUUCCUACAAGACUCUGCUGGCUGUUGAGCUUCCUUCAUACGAAGAAUACUACACUAUGCAAGGGGUAUUAAAAGAGUGUACUGAGAGAGAAACCUUUGUCAAAGCAACUUCUCGUUUGAGUCAAGAAGCAAGUUUUUUGCUUUCUCGAAUUAUCUUGUAGCCUUUGUGUGUUCAUGUUUAUGAGACUUUUGUCAUGCAUUAAUGGGACCUUGUUUCAUGCCUAAUGUUUUCUUGGAU